This is a messenger RNA of Moneuplotes crassus, 2525 nucleotides long. The record is from the annotation of a GenBank genome assembly. NCBI's taxonomy places the organism in Eukaryota, Ciliophora, Spirotrichea, Euplotida, Euplotidae.
AGCAGAAGGAAUCCACUCAGGCUUUCAAAAGAGAUACCACUCCAAUGCCCAAAUACUACAAAUCAUGGGACAAUUUUGAUGAAAAUGAAGCUAUCAAGGAAAUCGAAGGAGCCGAGGCUCCUGCCUUCCCGCCUGAAUACGAGGGACUGACCGAAGAAGAGAUCAAGGAAAAGGAAAAGGAGAAGUUUUUGAAAGGAACAAGCGGAGCAAAACCUAAUACGCAGAUUGUGAUUAAGGGAGGCAAUGCACCCACUCCGCAGUUGAAUAUCGAGCAUAUGAAGAAACAAGGCAAUAGUUUCUUCACUUCUCUGGAAUUUGAGAAAGCGAUCGAGUGAUACACGAAAUGUCUUAGAAUGAACCCUGAAGACAUUGGCAUGAAAGUUGUACUAUAUUCAAACAGAGCCCAGUGAUAUUUGAAUCUCAAGAAUUAUGUUGAUGCUAAUAGGGACGCUCUUUCAGCCUUACGUCUGGAUAGUGCACAUGUCAAAUCUCUGUUUAGGUACGGAACCGCCUUGUACUAUUUGAAGAAGUACAAACAAGCUAAAUUAGAGUUCAGUAAUUUGCUCAGAGUAGACCCACAUAACAAAAAUGGACAGCAAUAUCUCAGACACACAGAGGAGAAGCUGGCCAAGAUAAAACUGGAAGCUUAUGAAAAGCUAUACUUAGGAGAGAUAAUCGGAGACAGUACAAGCAUUGGCAAGAAUGUGAUUCAGGUUGAAGAAAUCAAUCUUGAUUCGAAGCUUGCUCAGAAUACUCCCAAACUUGCUGAUGCUCCUAUCGAGGAACCUGCUGCUCCUCAGGAAGAAACAUCUCCUCUUGAAAGAGAAUCUAAGACUGAAUUCUUAUCAAAGACAGAUGUCAGCAAUAUCCAUAGAGAUAAGGAAGAGGACAAGAAGAUUGAUGACUUCAUUGAGAACUCUGAAGAACAGGAAGAACUCAAACGAUUAGAACAAGAAAGGAAAAGCUCUAAAAAGGGUAAAAAGAAGCGAGGAAAAAGAAAGAAGAAAUCUAAAGAAAGCACUUCAGAUUCUGCAUUCAAGAAUGAUACUGGUGUCAAAAAUGGCGGUCAUGGGGCUCAUGUCCAGUCCAAUACUUCUGCAGAGGGUCAAACUCUCUCAAAAGAAGGUGUUCUAGAAGAAAACCAUAAAGAAGCGACCAGUGAUAGGUCUAAGAUAAAUUUUGCUUUUGGUUCAAAUGGCGGAGAAGAUGCUGAGAACCAGAAGAAGGUACUCAAGAGACAGCAUGAAAUUAUCGCUGAGCAAGAGGAAGAAUCACUAGAAGCUGAUGCUGAUGAGGAGUCAAAAGAAAUUGACAGCAUUGACCUCUCAAAUGGCCAUGAAAUCCAUGAAGAUAGAGAUACGAGUCCCUUCCAGCGGAAGAUCCGGGAGGAGUGUAAUAAAAUAAAGGAGAACAUUGUUUACAACUCAGAAGAGGAAGAUCUCGAUAUCGUAAAAAGCGAGGAGGGGCAAUUCUAUAGCAUCAGGUUCCAGAAAUCCCCAUCUGUUAGGUCCAUUCUCAAGAAGAAGGACAGUGAGAUUAAUACUGAUAAGUCAAGUGUAGUGAAUUUCGACCUGCAUGAUAAUGAAAUCAGAGAUUUUAGGAAGAACGAUAAGCUCAACACCAGAAUUUUGAAUCAACAAUUGACUGGCAGAAACUACAAUGCUGCUAAAAAUUCAAAUAAGAAGAAGGGCAAGAAGCAUAAAGGCAAAGGCAAGAAGAGGAAAAAUGUUGACGAAGAAGCCGAAUCCAAGAGGAAGAUGGAACGAGCAGAACGGAAAAGGAAAGAGAUUGCCGAAGCUGAACAACUUGCCACUAAAGGUUCGAUUAAUUUUGAUAACAUUGAAGAAAUGGAUGUUGAUGAUGAUUUUGAUUUCAAUGAUGACCUUGAAGUAUGAACUGCUCCAAAAACUACAAAGUUUCAUUCAGAAACACUUAUGGAUAUGAAUAAUCCCUUCUCUUCUGAAAGUCCACAGCAGCCAGCAGAGGAAAAUCCCGAUGUGAAGAAGUUAGCUUCGAGUCCUAAAGUUGGAGAUGGAGCAUCAAUGCCAUUUUCGGAAAAAGCCAAGCCAUUAUUGGUUGAGGAGGUUAAAUUUGAACUUGACUAUGAAGUUCCCACAAAAUCAGCUCAGUUGGAGGCAGAUAUGAGGAACAUGAGGGGAGAUUUAGCCAUUCAGCGAGCAUACCUUCAGCGCAUUGAGCCAGACAGCCUUGUCUCUAUCUUCUCCAGCUCCAUAGAACUAGACACAGUGCUUGAAAUAUGUAAGGCCUUCUCGAGUGGUUCUAAGGACUGGAUUCGUGAGAACUGAAAUUACUUGAUAAACUUCUACUCGAACCUAUCUAAGAUUGACAGGUUUGGAAUAACAAUCGAGUUCCUUUGUGAUGAUGAAAAAGAAGAUAUUUAUAAGGUCACCACUGAGCUUAAGAAAAUCGUUGAGGACAAAAAGGCAGGAGAGAAGGACAGCAAGGAAGAAACCAAGGAGCAGCUCUUGGAGAAAUUGACCAAUUUUGUUGAACUUUUCGACUAA